Messenger RNA from Belonocnema kinseyi, 8172 nucleotides. RefSeq lists its product as uncharacterized. The record is from RefSeq and is a predicted model, not a curated record. Gene Ontology annotation, molecular function: guanyl-nucleotide exchange factor activity. Lineage: Eukaryota; Metazoa; Arthropoda; Insecta; Hymenoptera; Cynipidae. The coding region runs from base 835 to 6735 and encodes 1966 amino acids. The transcript has 21 exons.
CCAAAAUUUAAAACAUGAAAGGACAGUUCGUCCAAUUUAAAUUCCAAGAAGAAGAUUGUUGACAGUUUUACUCCUCUGAAAAGCGAAGACUCUCGGAGAUUUCAACGAUUGUUCAGUUCAAGUGCGGUGUCUAUUUUUUUUUUAUUUGAUUUCCGCGAAAUGGAGUAUCAAAUGUUGUUUACGUAACGAAAGUGUCGGAUGUGUGAAAACGACAGAACUAAUUACGAGGUCGUUUGUUGUUCGCGGUGGAUACGUAAUCGUAAUUUAGUGGACGAUGAGACAGACGAUAGGUGUCAUCGAUAGUGAUAGUGACCUUGGAAUUCUAACCUAUUUGGGUCACCAGGUACUCACGUACUCGUUAAGAAUAGAAAGUUUUUUCACCAUCUCAGGCGGUAUUUAGGCGAAAUAUCUCCGGACCCUUGUAUAUAUACAAUGCAGUGUUUCUUUUUCGCCAGCUAUAUAUGUGAUGUUGGGAUAAAAUUCUGAGAAAAUAUUUGGGGAGGCGAUCUGCGUUACGAGCGGUCGAUUUGAAGCUAAUUGGGGAGCUAUGUCGACAGACGAUAAAAAAGACCGUCGGAAGUGCGAGUGAAAAGACUGAAUAGUGACGAGGGGACGAAGAGAAAUGACUGGAAUCAUUGAAAAUCGGGUCUAAAUUCAAAGAAGAAUUAUGGCACGAGCAGAGGAGAAAUACGAUAGUUGUCAGCGGACAGGACUGAUCUAUGUCUUAUGUUGUGACGCGUGAAUCGUGAUGUCGGCUUGAAUGAGUUGCUUUGACAGGAAGAUUCAAGGUGACGAUCCGACAACGAUCAUUGGGAUUAUUAUAUCAUUACCAUCAUGGCUUACGUACUUUGGCGCGUUUUGAUGAAAAAGUACUCCAAAGUGCGAUUGGGCAUAAGAAACCUGCCGGUGAUUCCGGCGGAUCGUAGAUUAUCAGAGAAAGAAGACACCUGGACUCUCUCAAAAGAGUACGAGGAGUCCUCUACCCAAAUUCCAGACACCAAUGAUCCAGCGCCCAAAACCGAUCUCGAGCAGAAAGAUGCAGACAAAUGUCCACAAAAACCCUCAGAAGAUAAAUCAGCCGAAGCUGAGGCAACUAUCACCAGAGGUCACGAGACUCGAAAAAGCAAGGCCAGAAGGGUGAAGAGUUAUUUGAAAAAAUGCAAAGGUGCCCUUUCGAAAAGUGAAGACAAUUCCGUUGAAAGAAGGCGUGAAAACUGUAAUUCCUGGUAUGUCGAAGGGUCAUCUGGAUCCAGCAGCAAACCUGAUAAAUCCGUACAGGUCGUAGUUGAUAAAGACCUUGAAGAAAAGAUUUCCUCUGCCCCCCAGCAAGUAGAAAUAAGCAAUUUCGAGACCUCACAUGUUCAAGAUUCAGAGAAUCUGCAGAAAAAACUCGAUGGAUCAAAGGAGGACUUCGAUAAGGGCAGCAAAGGCUCCCUGUACGAAGAUGCUAGUGACACUGGCGUCCAAGUGGCUAGGGAAGAGAAGACCCCGACGAAAGAUCUUGAUAACCUUGUCGAGGUCUCUCCAACCGAGAAGGAUCCGGAGAUCCUUGCGAUUGAGGACGGUAAUUUGAACAAGUGUGACUCCAGCGAUACGCUGAUAGGAGAAGUGCCGGAAGUUUCGAGAACGCCAGUUGAGUUCGAGGAGGAAGUUUGUUCUUCCAAGUCUGAGGCCGACGAACCGACUCUUAGCCAAAGCAGCAAGGAAACAGGUGCAAGUGAGGAAGUUCAAGGAAUGCCAAGUGUGUCGAACUUUGGGACUCGUGGUGAUGCAGCCUCUUUAGUUCGCACUUUUUUGGGUCCAAUUUACGGAGAAGAUGUGCUUGAUAUUCUAACAAGACAAGCGCGGGAUAUUCUUGUGUGUGCAUAUCACGGAAAUCUGGAGAACUUUGUAAAAAGUUACUUGUCACCUGCCGCCAACUUGCUUGAGGAAGUGAAGCGGAUUACAACAGAAAGGGGAAACGAAUCUGUGAUUCCAAAAGGUUGGCCACUAACUUUAGGUGGCAGUGGCCUUAUCUUGCGAUUAGGAGAAGUUGAAGCAUCGUCAUUACGUCUCGGGGAAUGUUACCUUUGCAUCCGCAGCGCAGCUGCAGCCGCAACUGCGAAAACUCCUUCGGCCGUUGUCUCUGAAAACGUGGAAGAAAAUACUGUUGAGAUAGCCCUAGUGUGGCGAGCUUCGUCGAUGCGGGCCCCGGGGUUCCUCGGCUGGGACCGGGAGGACGAGUUCAUGGAUUGGCGGGAUUCGUCCCACAAGGUAUCGUCUUCAUCGAGUGCACCGGUUCAUCAAUCCGGCUCAGGAAGCUCGAAGUGGCGACCCCGUCGAAGAUCGCGAGAGGAGACUCGCACCCGGACGCGGGAAUCCAGCGCAGAGAACCCCCACGAGAGCAGGUCAUCCGAGAGGCUCGAAUGUUCGAGGGUACUCGAGGGUCACGACCUGGUGGUCGUCAAGUCGAAGUCAUCGUCUAGUGUCGACACGUGGAAAGACGACCCAAGAUCCGAGGGUCGCCGCUCCACCAGUAGCAGUCGAUGCUCCAAGAAAUCUAGUCCCUCUGGCGAAGCCACUACCAGUGAGGCCAGAUCCCGGGUCAAGAGGAACACGAAGGUUGUGUCCCCAUCGACCAUGGAAAAGUGGAAGGAGACUAGCAGGUGUGAGACCAGGUACAGAGUCUUGACACCUAGCGACCUCAAAUCUCCCUCGUAUUUGGAAAGUGUCCUCUCCAGAGAAACUUCCCGAUCCCAGGAAGCCGACGAGAGGCUUGAGAGUAUCCAUCCUGACCAGGUCACCGACGAGGAGCUUCCCGCCUACAUCGAAUCGCUCCUCGUCACCGUAGAGAGGAAGAUCGAGAGAGUUUCCCUCGAAGACCUAACCUUCCCCUGCACCGCCUGCAGAAACAUCGACACCGACGAUCCUCUGCUGGGCUGCCGAUGCGGCACCGACAUCUGUGACUGUGGGAUCGAAUCCUGCGACUGUCCUCCCGAAAAGGAAGAAGCCAGAACCUUCGAAAUUGCCGGCAUCAAGCACAUUGACAGCGACGAUGAGGAGGAAGUCAGAAUGGGAUUCGGCACCAAAAAGAGGAUAGAAGAAGUUGUACAACCUAAAACUAUUCACGAUAUAUCUGAACAAGUUCUCAACUGUGGCCUUACGUUGCCUGGCUAUUCGGAUUCCUCAGGAAGACCAGUCUUGGAAUUCGACAGCAACGUAAAAAAGACGGAGAUUCUCACAGCACGAGAAAUGGCGUCCCUUCUUCUCUACCUCACUCGUUUACCAAGUAACGAUGAAGGCCAUAAAACCGUAUGGGCCUCGUUCUUGUUCGUUACGCCCCUACUUCAAAGUUCUUCCUCUCAUACUUUGGAAAAUGCCAAGUCAUCUGACACUCAGAGAACUACAGGAAAUCCCAUACUUCCGAAUGGUUUCGGAAAAAUUUCCUACGAAUUAGUAGGAAAAAUUGCCGAAAUUUUUUACAGUGUAGAUGAGAAAUCACGGGAAAUCCCGCAAUAUCGUGUUUGUUUGGACUUAGAUGACAACUGUGUGCGUCUAAUUUUGAAUGUGCACAGUUUGACGUUUCAGCAUCGAUGUGUACAGUUGGGCACGUGCAAAGAUAAAGAUGCUAUGUGCAAAGUUGGCCGGUACUCGAAUGAGUACGACAGCCUGAUGACGGAAUGGCAGACUGCUGGACGACGGCUAGCCCUCGAAAUGUCAGAACUUAAAGAAUGCACAAGCCUGUCCGGAAGUCUGACAUCCCUCAGUCGACUCCUUACAGACCCCACAUCACGAAGAACCGCCAGAGAUGCCGACGAAGCAAUGGUUUCCCUCGAGGAACGCGCUGUCCCACUCUUGCAUGUGGACAAUGUCAGACUAUCCCUGGAAAAGUCACAAAGAUUAUUAGAGGAAUUAGGAACUGUGGCUUCGAGAUUGGAAACGUCUUUUGAAUCGCGACGAGCAACCAUCAGAAAUCUUGCGGUCCUGCGCAGCAUUGAAGAUCAAGCCCGAGAGGUCUUGUCUUGGCUCUGCAAAAAAGGCGAGGACGUUCUUUCAAAACACGCUCAACACGCAGCCUCAACUCUUACAACCGCAAGAGUACAUGAGAGAGAUUUUGAAAAGUUCUACUUCACGUCCAUGCUAUUUCGGAUGUUUAUCACAGAGGAGAACGGAGUUGACGGCGGUUGUCGUCUCAUCUCCGUGCGUCAGUGCGACGAGGUCGACGGGACUUUAAAGAUCCUUCGACGAGAAGAUAAGUCUAAGAAUCUCAAGGUCGGGAAAGAAGAACCUGGUUCGCUAAACCUCACGUGGUUUUCACACGUGAUUGGUAACCCCCCGAAGCCUGUAAAGCGAGUUCAGUCUUAUGACUCUUCCAGCCAUCCUCGAUCAGAGACCCUGGUCCUGAAGAGGUCCUCCACAGCAGAGUCGAUAACCUUGAAACCCAAAGGUAAGGAAUCUCAUGCCUCGGAUCCAAAUGUUAUCUCCUUGGAGAGAUGCUCUGAUGGUCGACCGAGGUACUCCACACUCGUUAAUCUUCAAGAUCACACCAAAGAUUUACGGUCUAGUAGGGAUAUUUGCGUCAAGGUUUCAAGUCCUCCCUUGAGAAGGUUUGCCUCUUUACCCGGUGAUGAGAUCAGUUUAGAGCCUUGUAGAGAUCCGGAAAAGAAUUCGGGAAAGUAUGACUUGAAUCAAGUGAAGAAUUGGAGAAAGGAUCAGAGGAAUGAAAAAAAUCGAAAGAAAACUUCAGGAAGUGAUCAGGACAAAAGUGAUUGGGUCAUCAGUCCCUUGAGAUCUAGUGAUUGCGUUGAAAGUUCCUGGAAGGAGAAGAACGAGGAGGUAGUCAAGGAUUCUAUUUCUUCUCCAGCUGAUGUAGUGACGAUAAGGUAUAGACCAAGGACAGAUUCUAGAUCGAACAGGACGCAGGAAUUCGCGACUAAAACUGAGAGGUUGAUCGCUAGGAGAUCGGUGAGUUCUUUUCGGAAUUCGAGUCGUGAGACCAGGAAGAGGUCCUCGUCGUUUGGAUCUUACAGUUUAAAGGGGUUGAGGAAACAGGAAUCGAAGGAUUGUAAAGUGCGCGAGGCGGAUGGAAUGCGUUGUAGCGCUGUGGCAAGUGUCGACGAGAACGAUGGAUGCGUCCUUUUAAGUGUUCGUUCCUUGGAGGAUAAGCCGAGUGUUCAAGAAUUUCAAGAUGCAACGUCUCUGGCGAGGCAGGAUGACAGAUCGACGAGGAGAGAUCGGGAGCGAGCGAGGCUCCUGCGAAGGAGGAGGAUCAAUAGCAGAUCUUUGUCUGUUCCGAGGCUGAAUAUAGAGAAUUAUAUACCAGAACUGGUCCGCGAGGACAUUCCUCAGUCCUUGAGAGGCCAAAGAAAUGUCAUUUUUGGCAACGUAGAAAAAAUCUACGAGUUUCAUAGUCAACACUUCCUGCGGGAAUUGGAACAAUGUGAACAGUCGCCAAUGAUGGUUGGGCAGUGUUUCAUCCGUCAUGAGAAGAAAUUCUACCUUUACGCCUUGUACAAUAAAAACAAACCGAAUUCGGAUUCCCUGAUGGCAGAGUACGGAAGCCACUUCUUCAAGGCGAAGCAGAUGGAACUGGGAGACAAAAUGGAUCUGGCGAGUUAUCUUUUGAAGCCUGUGCAACGUAUGGGCAAAUAUGCUUUGCUUCUCCAACAACUGGUGAAAGCCGGUACUGAUCUUUCAGAACCUAGAACUGAUGCUGACAAAGACGAGACGGACGAUACGGAAAAACCGAUGGUUGAGGGCGAAGCAGACUUAAGAGCGGCUGAACAAAUGGUGCGGUUUCAACUUCGACAUGGAAACGACCUUCUUGCGAUGGACUCGCUUCGAGAUUGCGAUGUGAAUGUAAAAGAACAGGGAAGAUUACUCAGGCAAAAUGAGUUUCUGGUCUGGCAAGGAAAGGGCAAAAAGUGUUUGCGACAGGUGUUUCUUUUUGAAGAUCUGAUACUGUUCAGCAAAGCUAGAAGGUUCCCUGACAGAAAGAACCUCGACAUUUACAUAUACAAGCACAGUAUUAAAACGACGGACAUUGGAUUAACUGCCGUGAUUGCUGAUUCACCUACAAAGUUCGAAAUCUGGUUCCGAAAAAGAAAACCUGGCGAUACUUACACGCUGCAGUGCGCCAGUGAGGAUAUCAAAAAAGCCUGGACUGAGGAACUUAGUAAUCUUCUUUGGAAGCAGGCGCUUCGUAACAGGGAAGUGCGUAUGGCAGAGAUGUCCAGUAUGGGAAUUGGAAACAAACCGUGUUUGGACAUAAGGCCUAGUGCGGAUCAGAUUAACGAUCGGUCGAUCAGCGUCGCCCAACUCUCGAAAACGCCUAGGUUCAGGAACUCGAUUGCUGUAUCAUUGUCUGACGACUCUGGUAGAGGCAGUAGACGACCACACAGUGUCAUUUCCGUCAGCUCGUCUUCGAGCAGUGGCGGAAGCAGUGGUCCACCAAAUACUCUCAAUUUGGGUCUAGAUGCGAGUCCUAGGCCUCAUCAUCGGAGCACUACACUUAAUAGCCAAUGUAGCGUCGAAAGCGGAAUCAUUGCCGACAUCUCCAUCGUUUCCGAUGAUAGCGGCGACGGAACCGACAGAAGUCAUUGGAACUCAACCUUGGAAAGUCCAACGUCGCAAAUGCCGGCAAGUUCCACGCCUCUUCAGUCACCCAUUAGCCCAACUUCGACAGCAGUUACCUCUCCUUCUUCAUCAGAGACCCAUCUCACCCCAUAUGAUCAAGACAUGUCCAUCAAUCUCUGAGUACCGCCACAUUUAGUCGAUGGAGACGUUUCUCAAUACCAGGUCCUUUUCGAAAGCACUGUUUAAACUUUAAAUUCGAAGGUCUGCCAACCACAAAGAGAAACGAGAUCAAAUUUUUAGUGUCGUCUUUUUUAAACGAAGAAUGAAGAACGUUAUUCCCGAAAGUUUCCGGUUGCUGUCCACUGAAGAGUUAGUUAGUCUUCGCGUGUUGAAAGUCUUCGCCAGCUUUUUUAAAAAGUAGAUGAAUAUUUUCCUGUAAUAUUUUCAUCGACACGCCCAAGAAAAUUUCAAGCUCGGGAUCAGCGAUCUGGAUACGUUUCACCGCAGGAACGAAUUUAAUUUAAAAUUGGCAUUCCUGAGUAGAACAAAUGUGAUGAUUUGAUUUUUCUCUUCACUGCCCGACCUUUGAUUUUGCGACAGCGAAUUCCGAAGUCUUCUCAAUUUUAGGAUUAAUUUCGAAUUGAUUCACUCGGGAAUGACAAUCCAACGCGCAUACCACUCUGUGAUAUAAUGUAAUAUUAAAGGUUUAUACAACAAUUAUAAUAUAACCGAUAGCUUAUAUUAUUUCCAGAAUAUAUGUAUAUCGAAUAUGUAAUAUUAUGUAUUCUUACGUCAAGUCAUUUGUACAACUUUUUUUAUCGUCUAUAUCUAACCUUGAUAAUUACCUAAGUUUUUAUAUUUAAGUAAGCUCAUCUUAAGGCAGUCCACACCCCAUUAUUUUUCGUAUUUUUAUACAGAUGUUUUUGGCGACCUUUGCCACGAUCGAGGUUCCUGUCCCUAUUUUUGCCCAGCAUGAAUCUGAGAACCGCGAUUGAUCCUGCAUCUUCUGAUCCAUUUUUGAAAAAUUGUAACAAACUUCGGAAAUUGUACGUUUCCAAGUCGGUCGCGUAGCCAUUUUUAUUGCCACGGUCUGCCAAGAUAUUGCAAACAAUAUCUCGUGGAGAGUGACCGAAACAGAUCUUAUUUUCUACCCGAUCGAAUCUUUUGAUUUCAAGUACCCAAGACUUGUAGUCUCAUAGAAUCAUAGAGAGAAGUUACAGCGAGCUUUGACACAGUCUAAUGCACCCUAAAGUAUACAUACACACCAGAAACUUGCUGUACGUACCAAUGACUUUUAUACCUACUUUUAUCUUUCUGUCGAUAUCUUUAAAAAAGCCUGUUCUCUCCUUUACAUUAAGUUUAUCACUGAAUUCGAAUCAAGACUCACGAGCCAUAAAUCGGUGCAACCCGGCUGCAAAAAAAAACCUCUUCUUCGAAAGUAAAUUCGAGCUCUCAAGUGUACAUGACUUCUAUUUUCUGCAGAUUUUCGUCGCUCGAUGUUUUCUACUUUCGAAAAAGGGGUUUGGAAGGAGAAUGUAAUAGUAGCAGUCAUAACAAAAAGAAGAAGAGUAUCUUUCCAAGAUAUGCCGAUAGUCACUUUAUCCCUAAUUCUCCUUA